AUGGCUGCUUCGACUGGAGGAUCCAUUGCUGUUUCGAGCUUUCCAUCUUCUUCUUCAUUCAGCCAUAAAUCCAGGCCGCGCUCCAGCCUUCCACGGGCAAUUAAACUAGUCAAUCCAAGGCAGCGAAAUAUAGCCUGCUUGGCAGUUCAAGAAUCACCUACAUCCGCAGUUGAUGCUGAAACAAAGGAGAAAAGGGAGGAGAAGCCAGCUGAAGAAACAGCAUCCUCGAAGCCAAAGCCAAAAGCUGCAGCCAAAGUUCCAGCCAAGGCUCUGCCUGAGUUGAUGGAAGAGGAUGUUAUCCCUACACUCAAAGCCACUCUACAAGCUCAAGAUGAUAUCUCGAAACUCGAACUAUCUUUUAAUGAUAACAAGUUGGAAGGUUCAUUUCUUAAGAAGGCCAACCCUUACUCAUUUUGGGCAUUUUUCCCUGAUGGAAAUCUCACAGGUCCCAAAGGUUUCUCUCUGUCUUCGUAUGGGACAGAAGUGAGCACUGUUGAGCCAUUUCUAGUUGAUGAGAAGAAACCAACAGCCAAACAUGUUGUAUUCUGGGUUGAAAAGCGUUUGGCUGCUCAAGGAAUUAUUCCAGUGUGGAAUGAUUGA
Molecule: messenger RNA, 600 nt
Organism: Fraxinus pennsylvanica
Lineage: Eukaryota; Viridiplantae; Streptophyta; Magnoliopsida; Lamiales; Oleaceae
Source: the annotation of a GenBank genome assembly